AUGUUCAAGAGCGGUCUUGCCCGGACCUUCGGGAGGGCUGCUUUUGCCCGACCUACCUCCGUCGCCCGUCGCGCUUUCCAGCCUAAGACCAAUGGCCUCCCUUCCCUGGCCCGUAUGGCCAGCACUGAGGCCUCUUCCGUUGGAAAGAUUCACCAGGUCAUUGGUGCCGUCGUCGACGUGAAGUUCGACGGUGACAAGCUCCCUGCCAUUCUCAACGCCAUUGAGACCGAGAACGGUGGCCAGAAGCUCGUCCUUGAGGUUUCUCAACACUUGGGUGAGAAUGUCGUUCGUACCAUUGCCAUGGACGGUACUGAGGGUCUGACCCGUGGUGCUGCUGCCCGUGACACCGGUGCUCCCAUCACCAUCCCCGUCGGUCCCGGCACCCUUGGCCGUAUCCUUAACGUCACUGGUGACCCCAUUGACGAGCGUGGUCCCGUCAAGGCCGACAAGUUCCGUCCCAUUCACACUGAGGCUCCCGAGUUCGUCGAGCAGUCCACUGAGGCCGAGAUUCUCGUCACUGGUAUCAAGGUCGUCGAUCUGCUUGCCCCCUACGCCCGUGGUGGUAAGAUUGGUCUCUUCGGUGGUGCCGGUGUCGGUAAGACCGUCUUCAUUCAGGAGCUGAUUAACAACAUCGCCAAGGCUCACGGUGGUUACUCCGUCUUCUGUGGUGUCGGUGAGCGUACUCGUGAGGGUAACGAUCUGUACCACGAAAUGCAGGAGACUGGUGUCAUCCAGCUCGAGGGUGACUCCAAGGUCGCUCUGGUCUUCGGUCAGAUGAACGAGCCCCCGGGUGCCCGUGCCCGUGUCGCCCUUACCGGUCUGACCAUUGCCGAGUACUUCCGUGACGAGGAGGGUCAGGACGUGCUGCUCUUCAUUGACAACAUUUUCCGUUUCACCCAGGCCGGUUCUGAGGUGUCUGCCCUUCUGGGUCGUAUCCCCUCUGCCGUCGGUUACCAGCCCACUCUGGCCGUCGACAUGGGUGGUAUGCAGGAGCGUAUUACCACCACCACCAAGGGUUCCAUUACCUCCGUCCAGGCCGUCUACGUCCCUGCUGACGAUUUGACUGACCCUGCCCCCGCCACCACCUUCGCUCACUUGGACGCCACCACUGUCUUGUCCCGUGGUAUCUCCGAGUUGGGUAUCUACCCUGCCGUCGACCCUCUCGACUCCAAGUCCCGUAUGCUCGACACCCGUAUCGUCGGUGAGGAGCACUACAACACCGCCACCCGUGUCCAGCAGAUGCUCCAGGAGUACAAGUCCCUCCAGGAUAUCAUUGCCAUUCUGGGUAUGGACGAACUGUCUGAGGCUGACAAGCUCACCGUCGAGCGUGCCCGUAAGCUCCAGCGUUUCCUGUCCCAGCCCUUCACCGUCGCCCAGGUCUUCACUGGUAUCGAGGGUAAGCUGGUCGACCUCAAGGACACCAUCCGCAGUUUCAAGGCCAUCAUCAACGGUGAGGGUGACGACCUUCCUGAGGCUGCUUUCUACAUGGUUGGUGACUUCGAGUCUGCCCGCGCCAAGGGUGAGAAGAUCUUGGCCGAGCUCGAGAACAAGGCCUAA
This is a messenger RNA of Aspergillus luchuensis, 1557 nucleotides long. RefSeq names its product F1F0 ATP synthase subunit beta (gene ATP2). Gene Ontology annotation, biological process: proton transmembrane transport; proton motive force-driven mitochondrial ATP synthesis. NCBI's taxonomy places the organism in Eukaryota, Fungi, Ascomycota, Eurotiomycetes, Eurotiales, Aspergillaceae. The transcript has 7 exons. Bases 1 to 1557 code for a protein of 518 amino acids. The record is from RefSeq and is a predicted model, not a curated record. Gene Ontology annotation, molecular function: ATP hydrolysis activity; proton-transporting ATP synthase activity, rotational mechanism; ATP binding.